Messenger RNA from Phoenix dactylifera (date palm), 4540 nucleotides. NCBI's taxonomy places the organism in Eukaryota, Viridiplantae, Streptophyta, Magnoliopsida, Arecales, Arecaceae. The record is from RefSeq and is a predicted model, not a curated record.
GUACGAUUACCUUCGUUUUGGUUAGGAUUUGCAGAAGCGCAGAGUGGACGAGCGGCGAAGGCGUGGAGCUAGGGUUUCUUCGCUUUUUCUUGUCAGCUCGUCGCCGGUCGCCAGCCAUCGUCGUCGACCGUCCAAGCUCGGCGAAGCGGGGAAACCCUAGAUCUGAGGGCUCUUCGACCGUCCAUCACAAUCUUCCGUUAUCUUUAUUUGUUUUGGGAUUUGGCAUUUAGUCCGCUCAUGCAAGCUUCACUUGAAUUUCUAUCAAUUUUGAUUCUUUGAAUGUCAGUUUUUGCCUUUUGGUUUUGGUAGUUUGGACCUUCGGUACUUCCAAGCUAGCAUCACCGAGAAACUUCACUGAAAAUUGUUUACUCUGGAUAUUAUACAUUGUUAGUGGCUAUUGCUGACAUGAAAACAAUGGGAAAGAUUCUCAAAUUAGCCUAUAAACAAAUGGCAAGCCCAUGGAUGUAUGCCUAUGUUAAAUUUUUGGUUCUUUUCCUUGCAAUAUUUUCUGGAUAUGGUGCAAAUUGUUUUGUAUUUCUGUUGCAUUUUAACGGUUACUGUAUACGGUAUAACAUUCUACAUCUUCAGGCUACAUAGUGCACUUGUCAUUGAGGUUGACAUGUAAGUAUGUAACUCUUAUUAGAAUAUUUUUAAUCUUUGAGUUAACUGCAAUGUUGUGCACCUGUAAAUUUUAGUAUCUGACAGAGUGACAGGUCAUAUUGUAUCUACUUAUAAAUGUCUGUAAGACUGUAACUUCUUGUUUGAGGCAUGAUGAAGCUACAUUGUGAUAAAUAAAUUGUCAAUGGUUAGUAAUUAAUCUUGCUUUACAUGAAUCAUUUCUAUUGGUUUUGGUAUUUCUAUUGCUAUAGUUUUGGUAUUCCAUUAUCUUUAUUAGUUUUGGUAUUCCUAUUGCUAUAGAUUAAAUGAUAUUUUUUUUGUUAUAGGUUAAAUUUGUGAUGUUUAUUUUUUUAUUUGGGCAGAUUAUUUUUACUAAUGUCUCAUUCUAAAGUGGGUGAAAAUGAGACUGUUGAAGAUUUAAGGAAUGAGGAUGAUAUAAAUGAAGAUACUUCUGAAAAUGUUUGUGACAAUUCUUCUAGAAAAAGAUCUUGGGUAUGGAAUCACUUUAUCGAGGAAAAAAAUUCUGAAGGGUCAACAGCUAAGUGCAAAUAUUGUAAAAAAGUUUUAAGUGGGAGCACUAAAGGAGGAACGAGUCAUCUAAAACGCCAUCUUGAAAAUGUUUGCAAGAAGUAUCAAAAGAAUCCGACUAAUCAGUUGCUCUUACUACCAAGUUCAAAAGAUCCGAUAAAGUGUUUCAAAUUCAAUCAAAAAGAGAGUAGAAAAAUUCUUGCAAAAUUUAUCAUAUGUGCUGAGCUUCCAUUUCGUAUUGUUGAGCACACUGUUUUUCUGGAUUUUAUGAGAUCUCUUCAGCCAUUAUUCAAAAUUAUGGGACGUAAGACUGUAAAACAUGAUUGUAUGGCUUUGUAUCAAGAAGAGAGGAAAAAAUUGCAUGAUGUAUUCAAGAACCUAAGUUCUCGAGUUAGUUUCACUACUGAUAUUUGGACAUCAAAUCAGAAAAUCGGUUACAUUUCUUUCACAGCACAUUAUAUUGAUUCUGACUUUACUCUGCAUAAGAAGAUUAUUAGUUUCAAGAAACUUCCAUACCCUCACACCGGCUUUGCAAUUGAAGAUGCUGUAAAAAAAUGUCUUGUUGAAUGGAAAUUGGAUUAUAAAAUAUGUGCUAUUACUUUGGAUAAUUGCAGCACAAAUGAUGCUGUAAUGAGAAGGCUCCGAGAUCACUUUUGUACUUCAAUGUUGUUUAGUGGGGAGUACAGUCAUAUUAGAUGUUGUGCACAUAUAUUAAAUAUUAUGGUUCAGGAUGGAAUGAAAAUCAUUCAUGAAGCUAUUGAAUGUAUAAGAGAAAUUGUUAGAUAUGUCUCUGCAUCCCCAUCUCGAAUGCAAGCAUUUAAUGAAAUUCUACAGCAUAUGAGACUUCCUGCUAGAAAAGGACUCACUUUGGAUGUUCCUACAAGAUGGAAUUCUACUUAUGAAAUGUUGCAUGAUGCACUUGGUUAUAAAGAUGCUCUUAUUAGAUAUGCAACUGAGCAUUCAUGUGUAUGCCCCACCAAUGAUGAAUGGAAAAAGGCUUCUAUAAUUCUUAAAUUUUUAGAAGCCUUUCUUGAUGCCACUAAAGUAUUUUCUGGUUGUAAGUAUCCCACAUCCAAUUUAUACCUAAAAGAAGUUUGGGGAAUUAGGGCUUUGUUGAUGGAUGAAAGUAUCGAUACUGAUGAAACAGUAAAGCAAUUAACAAAUGAGAUGCUAAAGAAGUUUAACAAAUAUUGGUCUCAGUGCAAUAAUUUGUUGGUAAUUGCUUCUAUUUUGGAUCCCAGAUCAAAGUUGAUAUUUGUAGAAUUUUGUUAUCAAAAGGCAUUUGAGUUGGAGGAGUGCAAGAAAAAGAUUGAUGAUAUUCGUGCUUGUCUUUUUCAAUUGUAUAAUGAGUAUGUAGAUGCAACAAGAAUGCAUCCCUCUAUGAGUUCAAGUGAGCGAACAUCUAAUUUUGGUGGACAAGGUGAUAUAAGUUCAGUUUCUUCCAAAAAAAAAUUUGGUAUGGACUUUGCUCAAUUUAGAAGUCAGAGUUCUUCAAAACGCCCUAAGAGAUCCGAGUUGGAUAGUUAUUUGGAUGAUGAUGUACUUCCUGAUUUGGAGAAUAAAGAGUUUGACAUCUUGGCUUGGUGGAAGAGCAAUGCAGCAGUCUAUCCUAUACUAUCAAGAAUGGCUCGAGAUGUUCUAGCUAUUCCAGUCUCCACUGUUUCAUCUGAGUCGGCAUUCAGCACUAGUGGUAGAGUUGUGGAUCAGUAUCGAAGCUCUUUGAGCCCUUCUACCGUAGAAGCCUUAGUGUGUACCCAAGAUUGGCUUCGUGAACAAUAUGAUGAAGUUGCAAAUUGCUCGAGUUCUGUAACGUUGAAUGUAGAUGACGACACCCUGGACUCCUGGAGUGGGCAAUUUCGGAGAACUGAAUGACGAUACCCUCAUCAGAUCUCGUUAUUAACUUAUUGUGCAGGGAACAACGACUUCAGGCCGAUGAUUUUUUUUAUCCUCCUGUUUUUUAUGGAAUCCUUUUGUUUGGUUUCAGUUGUAUCGUUGCACUUGGUUGCAUGGAAUGAAUUUUUUUGCAAGUUAUCUUCAAACCAUCAGAUGCUAUUUUGUUAAUGAUCUGUCUGAUUGCCUACUUGGUCCAUCUUAUAUUUGAUUUAAGUUGAAUAGGUUGUUUGCUUGUCGACAUUUUUGCUUGUAUGUUUACAAGAGCAGCAUAUGCAAUAUUUUUGUUGAAUAAGGUUCAUCUUCUAUGCUUUAUUGUGCUUCUGUCUCUCUGCUUUAUGUGCACAUGGUGAAAGUCAAUGUAUACUUAAUGAUCCCCAGAGUGAAGAAGUUAUACCUGGUGAAAGACGGUGCCAAUUGAGGAUACUGUAAGCACUAACCUUUUAAAUUCAAGUUAUGGCUUGUCCGAGUUGAUUUUUUUUGUGUGUGUUCUUUGCGUCAAUGGAACCAACAUCUGUUUUGGUGUUUGAUAGAUGGGGGGAGCUGAAGAAGUUGGUGGAAGAGGGCAAAGUGAAGUACAUCGGGCUAUCAGAAGCCAGCCCCGACACAAUCCGGCGUGCACAUGCAACAUUCCAUCACUUUCACUCUACCAGUCCUUGCAUGUUGAUAUGAUGAAAUCGAGCUGUUUUUCUGUCUCUUUCCUCAUUAAGAUUUAAGCUUUUCCUGUGAUUUUUAUUGAAAUGCUUUGCCGAUAUAUAUAUUCUUGUCAUAGCUGUGAGUUCUUGUACUGCUGACUCCUUUCCGGAAGGUUUAUCAAUAUAGAGAGCUGAUGAUUCCACUCGGUUUAUUCAUAGGUGUUGCACUGACAGAUUUCUUAAAGGAGUUCUUUCACGACUAUUUUCAGAGAAGUAUAAAGGAUGACUCUUUUAAGCUUCUCGUGGGCAUUGGAUUGUUUUUUGUGCUCAUUAAGCUUAUCUCGUUAUGCUUGGAAAUUCCAAGGCGGGUAUUUUUUUCUCAUAUUGGGAAUGGUGGCUUGAUGCAAGUCUUCUGGUUGUCAAAAGAGUUGCAGCACACUAAGGAUAUUGGGAAUCAGAAAGAGCAAAGGUUGGAUGCCUCAGUGUCAGAAGUUCAAUAGAUUGAAAUGUGCGACUUUACCGCAUAAAGAGAUUGCUGUCGUGAGCCGGAUCAUGAGUUAUUAUGUUGGGCUUUUGCUGAGUGAUGAUUUCUUCCUCUGCUAUUUAUUUUAUGUAAAUAGAUUUCAUAUAGUUGCUCCUGAAGCUUCUUUCCUCUUAUCAUUAUCAUUUAUGGCCCUGAUUUAUCCUUUUUGAUGCAGCAUUGUAGCCUUGUAGGCAUGCCUUCUUUUUCUUAUAUUAUAGGUUGUUUUGCUUGUUCAAAGACUUGUUUUCCUUUUUGGGCCGGGCUAGGGAUCGGGCUGGCCCAAACGAGCUGGCCCAAACGGGCCGGCCCAGGUUAGGGCCCAACUGGGCCGGCCCAAAUGGGCUCG